Molecule: messenger RNA, 2223 nt
Organism: Coniosporium apollinis CBS 100218
Lineage: Eukaryota; Fungi; Ascomycota; Dothideomycetes
Exons: 2
Coding region: 1-2223 (740 amino acids)
Molecular function (GO): lipid binding
Source: RefSeq, a predicted model, not a curated record
AUGUCUUCGUGCUUCGGAUUCCGCAAGUCCAGGUCGGACGACCGCGAGCCUCUGCUGCCCCAGUAUCGCGAUGACACGGUCAUGCAGCGGGAGCUUCAUCAGAAGCUGCAUACCUACCAGAUGAUAAGGGCCCUGGCCAAGGGGUACAUGCCGUCCAACGAGCAAGUCAUCAUCAACCUCCGCACCCUCCUCGCCUCAGACAUCCUGAACCCCGACAACCCAGACCUAAGUGAUUCUGGCCGUCAGCUCGCCAGGUAUGCGAAGCAAUGGCUGCAGAAGUUCAUCGAGCUGCUGCAGCACAAGAACAGCGAGGACCAGAUCCAAGACUUUAUCUGGUUCUUGACCAAGUCGAGGAUCAUAGUGGAUGUGGACGACAUUGCUCAGCGAGCUACGAAAGCGAAGGCUAAGGCAGACACAGCUGCUGCAUACCGCAGUUUGCAGACCGUCGGCUCCCUCCUGCUCACCAACUCAGACUUCCGAUUGUUCCUUGCGGAUGUCAAUGUCGUUGCACGUGAGGUGUUCAAGGACUCUGCAUUCACACUGUCAAAGGUGGCCGAGGAGGCGGGAAAGAAGCUUGAGCCUUCUGAAGAGGAGCAGAAGGCGCUCAAAGAACCUGGUGCUGAUUCCAAUCUUCAACCUUCAGGCGAGGAUCUUGGUAACCAGGUCGCCGAAGCGUCUCAGGUGGUGGGGAAUGGAGCGGUUGAAGUUGCAAAGACGGCCAAGGAUAGCCUGGCCGAGAAGCUUCAGGGUGACGAGAAGGAGACGCUGAUCAAUCGCUUGAAGCAAGCAGUACUCCGACUUAGGAAGCGACCCGACUACAAUGACUCAGUCUCGACACUCUCGUUGCUUAUCAAGCGCUAUGCUAUGGUCUACUCACGUGCGGUCAAGGACACCGUGGAAACAGCCGCGGAGGACAUCCAGACAAACGAAGAGACUGAUAUUGCUCUGAAGAACUUCUGGACUUUCAUCACCUCUUUUGGCGACAGGAGUGAAUGGGAAGAGCUGGAGAGGAAGCUGAAGCAGGUGCUGUCUCAUCGUGAGAAUGAUCCUGAAUUUGAGAACCUUAUGAACGAUGCAGGCAACUCGCUCCAGGCGCUGUUGACCGACCCAGACUUCUUCGACCACGCCGACGAGAAGUUCAAAGAGCUAAGGGAGAAGGCCAAGGAGGUUGGAUCCGACUCCUCCCUCCGCCAGGACAUUGAUGACUUCCUCGGUCAGGUCCAGGUCACUUUGAAAUCCGUGGCACAUGACGAGGAUAUCUCCGGUCUGCUCACAAUUUCCAGCCGGAUGCUGAACGUGUUGUCGCCCUCGGGCACCUAUGUGAACGGCGACCUCUUCGCUGAUGGCAUCAACGUGUUCGUCCCGCUGCUCGUGCAAGCAAUCCAGUACAUCCCGAUCCCACGUAUUGAAGUCUCAACCCCAGACAUUGAUCUGCUCCUGGAGAACCUUAUUAUCGAGCCCGGAAAGACCGUGAACAACAGCUCCUUCCUACCGUACAAGCUCCGCGUCGAGACAUACAAUGACCUCGAGAUCCGCAAGGCCAAGUUCCGCACUACGAGUAAGGUCACCUCCCUCGUUACCAUCAAGAUCGACGGCCUCUCCAUGCGCGCAGAAGAGAUCGGAUUCUGGCUCCGCGCGCACAGCGGCAUCCUCCGCCUCGCGGACGAGGGCAUCGCUUCCUUCGCCCUCGACGAGCGCGGCAUCGACAUCCACCUCGAUGUCGAGAUUGGCAAGGAGAAGCUCGAGAAGAUCCUCACCCUCAAAGCCGUCCGCGUCCGCGUCCACAAACUCUCCUACGACAUGCGCAAGAGCAAGUUCUCCUGGAUCAGCUGGCUCCUCAAGCCGAUCCUCCGCCCCGUCCUUCGCAAGGUCAUGGAGAAGCAGCUCGCCAACGCCAUUGCGGACGGCCUGCAUGCCGCUAACCGAGAGCUUCUCUAUGCCAGGGAGCGUCUGCGCGCGACCCGCAUCUCAGAUCCGGACGACCUGCGGACGUUCGUUAGGGCCAUCAUGGCGCGCUUGCAGCCGGAGGAGGAUCCGGAUGUGUAUACCCGUGUCGGUAUUGCGCAGCCUGGCAAAGGCGUCUUCAGGGGCGUGUAUGCGCCGGGCAGUAUCGUUAAGCUGUGGAAUGAGGAGGCGGCGCAGGCGGAGGAGCGAGUGCAAGAUUACGAGAGGGGUGGGUGGAGGAACGAUAUUUUCGAUGUGCAUACGAGGAUGAUGACUUAG